GACGACCAGCAGCCGACGUGGAGCCUCAACUCUUGUAGUUUCAACAUCAGCUUUUGCGUGGAAAACAUACGUCACGACAUGCAGGUCAAACCAAUUCCAAGAUCUCAUUACUGUAGCAUCGGAGUGCUCUCAGUUCCCCGCCCCUGAAGGCAGCACUUUUGGGAAAAUGUGGAAGUAACCCAGUCGUCAACUCGUGCUGAAUAAAGCAGCAAAUCAAGAUGACCAGGCUUACCAUACUUGCAGGCUUGUGUCUGGUGCUAUGCCAGCUGGGAUGUGCCACCAAAAUGGUGUGUUACUUCACAAACUGGUCCCAGUAUAGACCCGGUCAGGGGAAAUACAUGCCGCAAGAUGUGGACCCCUACCUGUGUACCACCCUUAUCUAUGCCUUCUCCAUCAUCAACUCCAACAAUGAACUGGUUACGUACGAGUGGAAUGAUGACGUUCUGUACAAAUCUUUCAACAACCUGAAGACCAAGAACCCUCAUCUUAAGACUCUCUUGGCCGUCGGCGGAUGGAACUUUGGUUCACGACAGUUUUCCAUCAUGGUGUCCACAGCAGCCAACCGUCAGAAAUUCAUUCAAUCUUCAAUCAAGUUCCUGAGGACUCACGGUUUCGACGGUCUGGAUCUGGACUGGGAAUACCCCGGAGCUCGCGGGAGCCCCCCAGAGGACAAGCAGAGGUUCACUUUGCUCUGCAGGGAACUUGUUCAAGCCUAUGCUGCAGAGGCCAAGAGCACGGGUAACGCUCAGCUCAUGGUGACUGCUGCGGUGUCUGCUGGAAAGGGGACUAUUGAUGGAGGAUAUGAGAUUGCCGAGAUUGCCAAGGAAUUGGACUUCAUCAAUGUGAUGACCUAUGACUUCCACGGAACUUGGGAGCAGUUCACUGGUCACAACAGCCCUCUGUUCCGUGGCUCAAAGGACUUUGGAGAUCUCAUCUACUUUAACACCGACUACGCCAUGAAGUAUUGGCGAGACAACGGCACCCCUGUGGAGAAACUGAGGAUGGGUUUUGCCGCCUACGGUCGUACUUUCCGUCUGACGUCGGCAGACACUGGAGUCGGAGCCCCGGCGAGCGGACCUGCGUCAGCUGGUCCGUUCACACGUGAAGCUGGAUUCUGGGCCUACUACGAGAUUUGUGGCUUUAUCAAGGACACUACCGUCCAAUGGAUCGAAGACCAGAAGGUUCCCUACGCCACUAAGAACAACGAGUGGGUGGGAUUUGACACCAGGGAAAGCUACGAGAACAAAGUGCGUUACCUGCAGGAGCAGAAGUAUGGCGGUGCAUUCGUGUGGGCCCUGGACUUGGAUGACUUUGCUGGACGAUUCUGCGGGGCCGGCAACCAUCCUCUUCUGUCUCAUCUACGAAAACUUCUCAAUAUUGAGUUGCCCCCACUCCCUCCUACCACCACCCCCAAACCUGGUGCUAGCACCGCUUCUCCACCCACUACCGCUGCAACCACCACCACCACCACGACCCAUGCCCCAGGGUCCGGCUUCUGUAACGGCAAACCCGAUGGCCUGUACCCCCACCCUGACGACAGAAACAGCUUCUACAUGUGCGCAGGUGGCAUCACCCAUGUGAGGAAUUGUGGAGCUGGAUCUGUCUACGAUGAUGGCUGCAAGUGCUGUGUCUGGCCAUGAGCAAUGACCAUGAGCAAUGACUAAUGUAUAUAACAACUGAUGCAAACACCUAUUAAAGAGACUUAUCCCGCA
Messenger RNA from Syngnathus acus (greater pipefish), 1712 nucleotides. Its product is annotated as acidic mammalian chitinase-like. Gene Ontology annotation, biological process: carbohydrate metabolic process; chitin catabolic process. The record is from RefSeq and is a predicted model, not a curated record. Gene Ontology annotation, cellular component: extracellular region. NCBI's taxonomy places the organism in Eukaryota, Metazoa, Chordata, Actinopteri, Syngnathiformes, Syngnathidae. Gene Ontology annotation, molecular function: chitin binding; chitinase activity. The coding region runs from base 219 to 1640 and encodes 473 amino acids. The transcript is spliced from 13 exons.